GUCCCCUUUCUCAAUAGUAUUGCAUCGGUUAGGAAAAAUUGGCGAUUGAAAUUAUAUAAUGAUGUUUUUGUAUAUAGUAAAAUUGUUUGUCAUUUCAUGGAUUAUUCAAGGUGACGCGCAGGAAUCGAGAAUUGUAGGCGGUACAGAUGCCUCCGAAUCGUUGGCUCCAUACCAAGUGUCUUUAAGGAGAACCGACAGAUUAGACUAUCACUUCUGUGCAGGCUCUAUUAUAAGCGAAAAUUGGAUUCUCACCGCCGCACAUUGCAAAGAAGGCAAAGAAGCAGACCAGAUAACCGCAGUGGUAGGAACAAACAAACUUUCAUCGGGAGGAGAUCAUUAUGAGAUAAAUAAAAUUAUAAUUCACGAGAAUUUUGAAGCUGAGGUUCUCCAUAAUGAUAUAGCACUGUGUCAAAUAAAAGGCGAAUUUAACUUCAAUGAUAGGGUUCAACCGAUAAGGUUAGGUUCAAGAUCUUAUAUUAGACCUGGGUCGAGGUGUAUACUGACAGGAUGGGGAUUCACAGACAACCACUUUACAGUCCCGGACACUCUUCAAGUGUUAACUGUAACGGUAUUGAGUAAUAGGCGAUGCACAGAGAAACUGGCACCGACAAGAUAUUCUACGAUUAUUCAAAAAAACCAAAUGUGUACAUUGAAUAGAGAAUCAGAAGGCGCGUGUAAUGGUGACUCUGGCGGACCUCUAGUGAGGAAUGGAAAACAAGUGGGCAUAGUAUCCUGGGGGAUAGCGUGCGCUCGAGGCUUCCCAGACGUAUUUGUAUAUGUACCAGCAUACUACAACUGGAUCAAUGAGCAUAUACAAUAAAUGAAAUCAUAUUUCAAUACCAAAAUUUUUAAGCAUUUUCAUUAUUAAUGAAGCGGUUGUUGUGCAGUUAUAUUCUUAAUCGUUUAUUAAACAUACAUAUACCAAAAUGUAAUUAAAUAAUAUAAAACUACAUUAUAACA
Molecule: messenger RNA, 960 nt
Organism: Pieris brassicae (large cabbage white)
Lineage: Eukaryota; Metazoa; Arthropoda; Insecta; Lepidoptera; Pieridae
Product: chymotrypsin-1-like
Exons: 5
Coding region: 59-820 (253 amino acids)
Biological process (GO): proteolysis
Molecular function (GO): serine-type endopeptidase activity
Source: RefSeq, a predicted model, not a curated record